AUAUGAACCGAACACCACUUGGAGAACAUACAGAUUUUGCUAACAAUUGUUGAACGAUCUCUGUUAAAAGCCGUCAUCAUGAAGUUAUCGAUUGAAAAAUUAUUAUCAGUGGUUAUUCUGUCUAUUGUUUCGUUAUCGCAUGUCAAGGCCGUCAAAGUUACAAUUACCGAUUUUUACGUAGAUGUCUCAGACAACGACUUAGUCGUUUCAUGGAGUCCCAGCCUAUCGGAUAAUCUUAUUUCUUCACAGAUUUUUGUCAAACAGGAUUGUCCAGGUGAAAUAGAGGCCGAUAUAACGAUUUAUAACGGCGAUGACGUAAUUAAUGAAAUGAACAAGAUAUUCGAUAAACCAAUAAAGGAGUUGGAAGGCUAUAAUAUCUGUGCGUCGAUAGAAACCCCAAAUUCGGAAGAUGAUUCGUGCUCUUUAGCACAGGGUGAACAAGCAAUUUCAGAUUGCGAUGUAAGCGAUUUUUUCAGCGGUAUGAACCCUGGAGAUUAUACUGCAAAAUUUGAUUUCAAGCAAGAUGACAAUCUAGUUUCUACUGCCACACUAAAAGUAAAAGUAGAAGCUGAGCAGGAAUAAAAUAUUCGAAUUCGUUCGAAAUUACACUACCAGAUAUCUUUCAACGUUUAUAUUUAUUAUGUCCAAUGCAUGAUUGUAAUUAUUGGUUACUUAAUGUUGUAAAAGUAACUCCUAUUUUCUUUGGAUAAUAAAGAUAUUAGCAUACACACGGAUA
Molecule: messenger RNA, 736 nt
Organism: Bombus impatiens (common eastern bumble bee)
Lineage: Eukaryota; Metazoa; Arthropoda; Insecta; Hymenoptera; Apidae
Exons: 4
Coding region: 79-582 (167 amino acids)
Source: RefSeq, a predicted model, not a curated record